Penicillium argentinense is the source of this 948-nucleotide messenger RNA. RefSeq lists its product as uncharacterized. The record is from RefSeq and is a predicted model, not a curated record. The transcript has 2 exons. NCBI's taxonomy places the organism in Eukaryota, Fungi, Ascomycota, Eurotiomycetes, Eurotiales, Aspergillaceae. The coding region runs from base 1 to 948 and encodes 315 amino acids.
AUGAUCUCCUACAGCUCAAGGACUAUCCACCGCGAUGCCGACCACCAUGAGCCACCACCGGUGCAGCAUGAUACCCUCGACGACCGCGAUCAAACUGGCUUGACGACAGCGGCCCAUGAAGCCGAGCGAACCGAGCCUGGUUCCACCGCAGUCACAGUGCAGACACCAUGGCCAAAGCGUUUAGAGGAACUCGCACGCCACGCAGUCACCUCGCCCAGCCGGGAUCUGGAUCGAGAGACCGCGCAAAGUAUACACCACCACCUGGACGCGCUAGCAGGCAUUCUGGGUCACCCACCACGGGUACUGGCGCAGGCAGUUGAGCGGUCUCACAGCAGAAGUGUACGAUCGGAAUUAGUUGGAUCGGACGUAUCUGGGACGAAAGAGCCCAUACAGGAGGAGCCUGUCCCGGCUAAAUUGGACGAGACGGACCGUAUAAAUAAGUCAGAAAUAGUCGACCAACUGCAACUUCUUCUGAACGAAGUUACUGCAUUGAAUGGGGAGGUUGAGAAGCGGCGCAAAGAAUCCAAUGAGAUUCGAGAGUUGUUCGAAGAGAGAUGUCGUGGAUUGACACGCACAGUCGCAGAAUUGGAAGACGAGGUACUCGAGCUGCAAGGAGAUCUCGUGGAAGACUCGAUCGAGUUAGAGGGUAUUCAAGGCACCAUCCGAGGGCUUCAGGAUUGGAUCUAUGGGAUGCGUGAAGCACAGAAGAUGCCCCGAAUAGCAAAGGAGCGGUCGCGAUUGAAGGCCCGGCGGCGAUGGGGCGGACGGGGAAGCAGCGAAGACCGCGUGGAGACGGAUGGCGAGGUCAUGUUGGAUGGUCUCACCGCAUGGAUGCGCGGUUGGAAAGAUGUCGAAGAAGGGUUUCAGAUGCGAUCGCGAGCGCGACAGACGCGGAGAGAACAGAGACAAGGACACCUCGCGCGGUCGAGAAAGAAGGGCGCCGACUAG